Trematomus bernacchii (emerald rockcod) is the source of this 5159-nucleotide messenger RNA. RefSeq names its product cilia and flagella associated protein 74 (gene cfap74). The record is from RefSeq and is a predicted model, not a curated record. Lineage: Eukaryota; Metazoa; Chordata; Actinopteri; Perciformes; Nototheniidae.
GCGCGUUAACUUUUGCGGUUAGAUUCAGUAACUUUGAGAAGAUAUCUUGCCAAGAGAAGGAACGCCAAGCAAAACGAGAAAUCAGGUGAAAUGGACGUUGAAGAAGACAGGGAAAGUCCAUUUGAUGAUGAAGCGUCAGACAGCACUGAUGAGGACAAUGAGGAUGGUCCAGGCCAGGAGUCAUUUAAAGAUGAAGAGGUUGCCCUCCCUCCGGAUUUCGAGUGGUUAGAAGAGUUGUAUAAAGAGGACGAUGGUGAUGGUGACCUUGCGGUUGCGGCCGUCAGCGGUGAGAAGAGGAGUUAUGCCGAGACAGCACGGAUGUUCAAGCUGAGACGAAACCUGGACCAGCUGGACUGCUUUCACCGACAGAAGGAGCACGACGUGCAGAAAGCCAGAGAAGAGCUUAAACUCUGCCGUCAGAACAUUGAAAGUUUGUUGGAGCAGAGGGAAAACUUGGAGGAAAAGAUGGAGGAACAGAAAGCAGCAGAUAACAGCGUUGCAGUGUUUCGUACACGAGCCCAGCAUAAGCUUUUGUGUCAGAAGCUGCAGAGUGAAGAGGAGCUGGAGGGCCACAUCAACACGGAGCUGAAGCAACAAGAACUGGAGCUGAGCGAGGUGGAGGUGGAGCUUGGCAGGUUCUCCUCUCUCCGGCAGGAGGUGCAGGAGGAGGAGCGGGCCUUCGGGGUCCUGAAGAAGCAGAAGGCGACGAAACGGCUGCAGCAGGAGAGGAAAGCCAGCCAGCACCAGCAGCUCAGGAUGCAGCAUCUCAGGGAUAAACAGGCAUCCAUGCUGAAGAAAGAGGAAGCUGAAUGUCAGAGGAAAAUCGAAGAGGGCCGGGCCAGCCGCAAGGUAGCUGCCAAGUACUUGAAAGAGACCAUUAAAAGGAUGCAGCAGCAAGAGGCUGAGAAGGAGCAGCAGAACCGGGAGCUACUGGAAAAGCGGAUGCAGGCUGUCAAAUCACUGAAAUCCAACAUCGCAGCCACACAAGAGAGCUUACGGGUCAAUCAAAGCAGAGCCAGAGCCAAGGCUCAGAAGGAAGAGCAGCGACAGAGACAGCUGAGAGAGUCCCUGCAGGCCGAGGGAUUCAACAGUAUCCAGCAUAUGUACCAGCAGAAACAGCUAGAGGAGAUACAACGAAAACAAGAGCAAUUAGAAGAGAGGCAGAAGUCAAAGAGAGUGGAGAUUGUGGAGAAGAUCCUUCAGGAGGGGCCGCUGGUGGAGAGCAGAAAGAGAAACCCGCCACCGACGCCUAAACUGUCAUUAACUGACAAGUACCCGUCUCUGAGGAGGGCCAGAGAGAAGCUGCUGCACUACCUGGACCGCAGACCCCCAACGGCCACAGAGGAGAGAGCUGCCAUCCAGUUGAGAGACUUUAGCAGCUCGUCAUCAGCCUCCUCUGAUGUUGACGACCAAGAGGAACCCACCAACCAGGAAGAGGACCACCCGAGCCUUUCUGACAGCCUGGCUGAGCCUGAGUUCUCUGGCCUUUGGGACCAGAACUACAAGUUACAGAAGCUCCUGAAUGAAAAAACAACAUUGGAACAGACAGAAGUAAAGCAGGAAGAACCGGCAAUGGCCAUUGGAAAGCUCACUCUCCCUCCUAAAAAGGUUCAUGGGAAAGAAUUGAAAGGCCCUCCGUUCAUCAGUAAACCAGAAGUCAUCCUCUUCAAGGACUUCGAAUUGGGUCAAACGUAUAAGAAGAAAAUCAUCCUGACUAACAUCAGCUACAUCACCAACCACUGCAAGCUGCUUGGGGUCUCGACCCACCUGAAGGAUUUCAUCACUAUCAACUUUGAUCCCCCUGGUUCUUUAUCCACUGGGAUGUCCUGUGACAUGCAGGCUGUUUUUCAGCCUAUGAUCAACGAGGAUCUGGAGGGAGAGGUCCGGUUUGCAUCAGCAGUGGGUCCCUUCUCUGUGCCCGUCAGAUGCACCAUAAAGAAAUGUGAUAUGGAAGUUGACAACCAGUUCAUUGACUUUGGUUCGCACGUAGUCGGCCAAACUGUUUCAUGGACUAUCACCUUGACCAACAAGGGAGCUCUGGCCAGCCGCUUCAGCCUGGACACUUCCGCGUGUCUCAGUCCAGAAACUAGCCACGUCCAGAUGGCAUCCCAUGUCUCUGCCAACACACGCCAGGAAACAAGCAGUCCAAACACAACAUCUGGCAGCCAGAGCAGCUCUGUAUCCAUGGGGACUGGCAAACUCCAAGCAGAGGAGGAGAGUCAGCAGCUGUCUGAGCACCCAGAGGCUUUAGCUGCAGGUCCAGAAGCUAUUCCUGAGACGUGUGUGUCCACUGAUGUGGAUGCCCAGAUGGACCAGAGCAACUCAGACUUUGGUGACAUAUGUCUAGGAAAUGUAAAAGAAGGGGAGAUUGGUCCUUUCGAAAGCAUCAGACUGGAGGUCAUAUUCACUCCAACCAUUCCAGGAGAGAGCAAACUGGACUUCCACAUCAGAUUCUCUGGCUUAACCAGCAAACCAAUACCCAUCCAGGUGAAGGGGGUGGCAGUCAGCGUCCCUGUCUGGGUGGUUCAGCCCAGCAUUGACCUGAAGAUCUGCAUGUUUGAUCGCCUCUAUCAAGACAGCAUCGUGGUCCAAAGCAGAGCCAGCACAGCCUUGAAGCUGACCUUUGAGGUGUGCCCGGAAAUGAGGAAACACAUGGAGAUCCUUCCAAAGACGGGUUUCAUCCAAGCUCAAUCGAGAUUCAACGCCCAACUCAAGUUCCUGCCGAGGAUCUCCUUAUCCAAAGAUGCCAUGGAGCUUUUUGACGAAGAUACAGGAGUCCUAGAGGUUCCGCUAACAGUGCUCGUAGCAGGCCAGGUGAAGCCGGUCCCUUUCACCAUGCAGGCCGUGGUGACCUUCUCAGAGCUGCUCUUUGACCGGGCCCAGGUGGACUUUGGCUUCUGCUCCGUUGACCAGUCGGUGAGGAGCAGCGUCCGCCUCACCAACACCUCCCUGCUGCCCCAGGACUUUGGCUUUUUGGGCGUUCCAGACUUCAUGGAGGUCCAGCCGAACGAUGGCUUCGGCACUCUGCUCCCUCAAGAGACUCUGGAAGUUGAUCUGAUCUUCAGCGCCAACAAGGCCAAGGAGUACAGCUUCCAGCUCCACUGCAAAUCAGGAAUAAACAGAGAUUUCCCCCUGUCUUGCCGGGCAGUGGGGGUCCGCCCUCCGUUGCAGCUCUCCCACUCUCUGGUGCAGUUUGGGGCCACAGCAGUAGGGGACCGCUCCACUGCCGUGCUCUACCUGACCAACCAUCAAGCCAACCAUCAAACCACCAAUCACCAGAACCAACAACCAGCCCCUCCGUUAACCAAGGACACCAUGGCUCCCCCCAGACUGUUCUCCUUCAGCCUGCCCCAGCCUUCAGACCUCAGCAUCACCCCCACCGCGGGCCGCCUGCUGCCUGGAGAGAGAUGCCUGAUCCAGGUGACGUUCAGACCCAGACUGUUAGACGAGGACAUCAGAGAGGAGGCGCUGCGUCUCCUCCUCCGAGCCAAGCUGCUGCGUGAGAAGGAGCUGGAGAGGAGCAGACAUGCUGAACAGGAGGCUAAAAAGGAUCUCCCAGUGGAGACCAGUAAAGGGAAGAAGGCCCCAGUGAUUCCAAAGAACAGUAAGGUGUCAGACGCUCCUCAGACCGAACUACUAACUGAAUCACCAGAACCUGCCGACAUACAGCCUGGGUCAGAGCAUUUUGAGGAGGCCAGGGCGUCUCUGCUGUACUCCUUCACCCAGCGCUACAGCGAGCACACCGUCUCCUGCUUCGUGUCGGACGGAGAUCCUCCGGAGGAAGAUCUGCAGGCCCAGCCGGCGUGGAGCUCCUUCAACACGCUGUACCUGCAGCUGCAGUGUCCGGCUGUACAGCCCCCUCUGGUGGUCACAUCCAACAACGGACAUAAGAGCAUAGACUUCCAUCAGGUGGCAGUGGGAGAAAAAGUGAUCAAGAGGUUUACAGUCCAGAACAUUUCAAAGGAAUCUUUGGAUCUGAGGUCGUCAGUGCUGGAUGUCCACGGUCCUUUUUCCCUCCUGAAUGCUCUCAGAUGCAUCAGACCUGGGGAAACACACACUCUGGUGCUGGCCUUCAGUCCAUCUCUGGAGAAAAAGUUCUGUGAGACUCUGGAGGUGCGUUGCCAGAAGAUGACCCUUGAGAUGACUCUUCGUGGGGAGGGGGUGCUCCCCGCUGUCACCUGCUCUCACCCUGGAGGUCUCCUGGACCUUGGCUAUGUGCUGGAGAAGGAGAGCACCUCGCACGUCCUGAAGAUGCAGAACAGCUCGGCGGUGGCAGUGGGCUUCAGGGUGCAGCUGGCCAGCCUCUGCCCCUCCAGGCCUCCGGGGGGAGCUGAUGGUGUAGCCUCACUGCUGGGGGGUUACUCAGGCUCUCAGCUCCAGCCUACUGUGGGAACUCAGAACCUCAGCGGGCUGAGUGUGUUCAACGUUCUGCCAGCAGAGGGCAGCAUCGCUCCAGGACAGAGUCAGGACCUCACGGUCAGCUUCCAGCCGGACCACCCAUCUGUCUGCUACUCUGACAGGAUGACCGUAGAGCUCAGGAAUAAGAGUGUAGUGUGUGUGUUGGAUCUGAGGGCGGCAGCCUCUUCACACAACAUGUAUCUGUGUGGAGGAGACCCUCUGACGGUGCCCAUCGAAUCCCUCCUCCCUCCACUGAUCACCGCUCAACCUCAAAUCACAGCAGAGUCAGAGGUGAUGGAGAAGCCCACCAUCCCUGUGCUGGUGACCCUGAGGGCCGGCUACAGCGGGGGGGCUAUCACCCCCGCAGUGAGGGAGCUGCAGGUGGGCUCCAUCCGCUCCACACAGCCCAGCAAGAAGAGUGGUGAGUUUCACUGGGAGAACGUGGCGUCUCUGCAGCAGCAAGGCUUCACUGUGGAGCCCAGCAAAGGCACCGUGGAGACGGGCCACAAACGCACCGUCACCAUCACAUGGAGUCCCCACAGUGGAUACAAGCCCUACGAGGUGGUGCAGACAUGUGUGCCUCUUACCUUGAAGGGGGACGAGACCAAUGUUUACAGAGUCACCCUGAUGGCCACGCUCUCCUCCGCUGCUGACUGACCUCUAAAGUACCUGGAGGCUGGCCAGAGUUAAAUCUACACAUACACACUGACACAACACACACACAUUUGAUAUACCAUACAUUUAUGUUGCCAACAUUAAGA